This is a messenger RNA of Entelurus aequoreus (snake pipefish), 1497 nucleotides long. RefSeq names its product histone acetyltransferase p300-like. Gene Ontology annotation, molecular function: histone acetyltransferase activity; transcription coactivator activity; chromatin DNA binding. Gene Ontology annotation, biological process: positive regulation of transcription by RNA polymerase II. The transcript has 7 exons. The record is from RefSeq and is a predicted model, not a curated record. Gene Ontology annotation, cellular component: transcription regulator complex; histone acetyltransferase complex. Bases 97 to 1077 code for a protein of 326 amino acids. Lineage: Eukaryota; Metazoa; Chordata; Actinopteri; Syngnathiformes; Syngnathidae.
AUGUUGUUACUGUAACAGGCGGUCUGGCGCAAGGUUUAAUUUGCUAUGUAGGAUAAUAUUCCUCAAAACAUGGCAAUAUAAGCGUCUGUUGCGAUAAUGUGUCAUUUCCCAUCUGGCAACUUCAUGUGCUGGGACUAUAAAAUAGAGAAGAAGGAGAAAGACGCCAUUCGAAUAAAAGAAGUGAAAGAAGGAAGAAGAAGAAGAAGAAGAAGAACUGCUGUCACGCUUGUCAGCAGUGCAGGGCUCGGUUUGGUGAACUCCUUAGGUUCAGGGGUGUCAGGUGGACAGUCCAGUACUCCAAACCUGAACCCGCCAAACCAGAUCGAUCCCAGCGCCAUAGAGAGGGCCUAUGCUGCCCUCGGCCUUACCUACCAGGGCAACCAGAUGCAACAGCAGCCUUCCCAGGCCAACAUGCCAAACCAGGGACUGCAAGGGCAACCUGGGAUGCAGAAUCUGAAUGCCAUGGGAGGAAACUCUAUUGGAGUGAAUGGUGGCGUGCAGGCCCCCAACCCUCAGACGUCCCUUCUGCCAGAUGCUAUGUUGCAAAACAGCAUCAACGCGCAGAGUUUGCUGAAUGAUGGUGUGGGGAACCUGGGCUCCAUGCCCACUGCGGCGCCUCCUUCUGCGGCCAUGAGGAAGUCCUGGCACGAAGACAUCACGCAAGACCUCCGCAACCACCUUGUGCACAAGCUGGUGCAAGCCAUCUUUCCCACUCCUGACCCCGCUGCCCUGAAGGACCGCAGGAUGGAAAAUCUGGUGGCGUAUGCUGGAAAAGUAGAGGGGGACAUGUACGAGUCCGCCAACAGUAGGGCGGAGUACUACCACCUCCUAGCAGAGAAGAUUUACAAGAUCCAAACGGAGCUUGGGGAGAAGAGGAGGACUCGUCUCCAAAAGCAGGGAAUGAUGCCUGGGCAACCUAGCUUGGCUUCACCUGGCUUCCCACAGAUACCACCUCCCAGCCUGGGUCAGCCUCCCAUGGCCCCGGGGCCACCUCCAAACGGUCCUCAUGCUGAUCCGUCCAUGAUCCGACCUGCUGGACCCAACAGGCUGCAGAACCCAGCAGGUGAGUGUCCUUGACGUGACACAGAGAAGAAAACCUCCGCCUAAUCCAAUGAAAGAAAAUGUUGAAUUGAUAUCAGACUUGGAGAAUUUAAGGCUUCAUCACUCCAUUAUUAUUGAACUAACUCUUGUUUUUCAAGAUGUGUUAAUGUGGACUCAGAUGUUCUUUGCCUCGUCCACUCAUUGCACACAAGUCUGCUAAUGUCUUUUUCCACUCCUAAAUAAAUAUUGUAAAUAAUGUAAAUAAUUCAAUGUGAUUAUCUUGUGUGAUGACUGUAUUAUGAUGAUAGUAUAUAUGAUAGUAUAUAUCUGUAUCAUGAAUCAAUUUAAGUGGACCCCGACUUAAACAAGUUGAAAAACUUAUUGGGGUGUUACCAUUUAGUGGUCAAUUGUACGGAAUAUGUACUUCACUGUGCAACCUACUAAUAAAAGUCUCAA